Molecule: messenger RNA, 1910 nt
Organism: Micropterus dolomieu (smallmouth bass)
Lineage: Eukaryota; Metazoa; Chordata; Actinopteri; Centrarchiformes; Centrarchidae
Gene: slbp2
Product: stem-loop binding protein 2
Exons: 9
Coding region: 107-1156 (349 amino acids)
Biological process (GO): mRNA 3'-end processing by stem-loop binding and cleavage; mRNA transport
Cellular component (GO): cytoplasm; histone pre-mRNA 3'end processing complex
Molecular function (GO): histone pre-mRNA stem-loop binding; mRNA binding
Source: RefSeq, a predicted model, not a curated record
CGCAGCAGGCCCCGCCCCCCUCAGGUGCGGCUCAUUAAAGAGCUGUGAAAGCGGAACGAUGGCGUCUGACCGUCUGAGCUGAAGGCGCGAAACUCAACCUGCAGAAAUGUCAACCAGCGGAGUGGAAACGGCAGCUCAGAGCCCGCGGCGCAACGCCAGCCUCUGUUUCAGCCCGUGGUCGUGUGUUUGUGUGAAGGGCUGGUCGGCGGCCAUGUGGAACGGCCUCCCCGACCCGCUGCUGGCCGCCGCCGCCUCCGGAUGCUCCACCCCCGAGCCGUGGCUCCUCCCCGGCUGCAGCUCCGUCUACGACAGCCUGGUCAGUAACGUCUCUCCGGUGCCGUCUCCUCCCGCUGCCAGCGGCCUGCGAGGACGAGAGAAAGCUGCCGGCAACAAACCCCGCAGGCCGUCUAUCCUGGAGCGCUGCAUCCUCAAAGUGUCCACCAGCAGUGUGGCGGUGGGGACGGACGACCUGGACAACAGGAGGCCGCCUCUCGGUCGCUGCUAUCCCCGCCUCCCGGACCCGGCCAACACCGAGACGAACGCUGCAGUUCUGAAGCGGCGGCAGAAACAGAUCCAGUACGGCAAGAACACCAGCGGCUACCAGAACUACCUGCAGCAGGUCCCCAGACACCUGAGGGAUCCUAAGCUCCACCCGUCCACUCCCAACAAGUACAGGAAGUACAGCCGGCGCUCCUGGGACAUGCAGGUGCGUCUGUGGAGGCGGGCGCUGCACCUGUGGGACCCUCCGACCGACGCCCAGCCGGACGCCGCCGACUCUCAGGACCCUGUGGAGCAACUGCAGAGCCAGCUGGCCAAGAUGACCUCGGACCUGUAUGAGGACGGAGGAGACAAGCAGAGAGAGAAGGAGACUCCAGCAGCCUCUAAAGCCUCCUCGGUGUCUUCUCUGUCUGCCGUGAUGUCCCUGGAGCUGCCUGGACCCUGGAACAGCCCCCCCUCGCCGCAGGACGCAGAGAUCGGCCACCGGCCUCUCCGCUCUCCUCCCGGCCUGAGCUACUCCUUCAGGAGUCAGCUGACCUCCGACGACAUGACCGACUGGCUCCGCCUCCUGCUGGAGGCCGACGACACCCGAGAGUGCGGCUCUGAUGACCAGCAGGUUCCCGUCUUCUCUGACCAGCUGUUGUGGAACCCGUACUGAUGGCGAGGUCCGGUCGCCUGUCGGCGCGUCUCGACUCCUCGGACGAGACGUCGUCUGGACCUCCCGUGACCUGCUGAUCCCGAACGUGUCGUGUCAAGUUUGUGGGCGUGGUUUCUGGUAUCCGCUAUAUUUGUCUUUUUAAGAUGGUUAACGACAGCAGGGAUGUGAUUGGUCCUUCAUCUGAGUCACAUCCACCCCUCUGAUCUCCACUCGGCGGGAGGAGCGCUGCGACCUGACGAGGACCCGCCCUCCUCUGCCGCAGCACCGGAAGGGUUGAUUUCCCGGCUGCACCUGAACGCGUCCUCGCUCGGGCAGCUGAACUCUGACCUGAGCAUGGUUCUAUAGUUUGCACUUGAUAGAUUUUUACUCUGGAGUUGGACGGCGUCAGAUGGAGCACCUCUCACCUCAUGUUUUACUUUAUGACCCUGCACUGAAGGAAAAGCUGCUCAUUUUUGUUAUUUUUGUACUUGAAGUCACUUAUUGGUCGGUUUGGUGUCACUUUCCCGCCUCCUGCAGGCGACCACCCUCACCUCCAUGCUCUGCUGUCUGGACAGGCUCCACCCCCUCUGUACCUCCAUGUUUUUUCUAAAAAACAACUGAUCGCUGGAGGAGGAAAGGCUGUCGCUUUGUGUUGUGAGUUUUCUUUUUACUUUUUGUGUUUUCUCAAUUUUGUCGUUUUGUGCUGCUUGACUGUUGAGAGCAAAGCUGAAAGAUGUGAUUAAUAAAGAUUUAAAUAAAGUGGUAUAAAUUCAAA